This is a messenger RNA of Exophiala aquamarina CBS 119918, 1878 nucleotides long. RefSeq lists its product as uncharacterized. Bases 1 to 1878 code for a protein of 625 amino acids. NCBI's taxonomy places the organism in Eukaryota, Fungi, Ascomycota, Eurotiomycetes, Chaetothyriales, Herpotrichiellaceae. The record is from RefSeq and is a predicted model, not a curated record. The transcript is spliced from 4 exons.
AUGGCAACGACUCUCUACAGGACCCUGACCGGUCAGUCGCAGAAGUCGCAUCACUCAGAACACUCCACCAACACCGCCCAUAACACCCUGACCAAGACAACCACCACCGAUCCUCUCACCGGCACCCUAAAUCAUCUGACAACUGCACAAGAGGAGAGGCUUGACGAGUUUAAGGUCCGGUUGGAAAAAGGUGGCUGGUGGUCGCCCGAUGGUGUCAACGGGAAGCCCACUCAUGACGAUGGCACGCUACUACGCUAUCUGCGAGCCCGCAAGUUCGACAUCGAUGGCGCAAUUGGCCAGUUCACCGAUACCGAGAAGUGGUUGAAGGAACAACGCGUUGUCGAGCUAUACGAUCACUUCGAUGUCAACUUCUAUGAGCGCGCCCGGUUGAUGUACCCUCAAUGGACUGGCCACCGGGAUAAACGAGGAAUCCCCAUCUACGUUUACCAGAUCAAAGAUCUCGAUGGCAAGAAUGUUGCCAAAUACCAAAAAGAAUCCCAGGCAUACAAAGACAGCCUACCCUACCACAAGACCCUCGCCACCCCCGCAAAGUUGAUCCCUCUAUUCGCCCUCUACCAGAAUCUCCUCUAUUUCGUCAUGCCAUUUGUCUCUACCCUCGAACGACCCAAUCCCGAAGUCCCUGUCACGAAUUCUACGAACAUUGUCGAUAUUUCAGGAGUCGGCUUGACGCAGUUUUGGAAUUUGAAAGGGCACAUGCAGGAUGCCAGCGUCCUUGCCACGGCACAUUACCCAGAAACACUCGAUAGGAUAUUUAUAAUCGGUGCACCAGCCUUCUUCCCCACUGUCUGGGGCUGGAUCAAGCGGUGGUUUGAUCCCGUCACCGUAUCGAAGAUCUUCAUCCUCGGCAAACACGAAGUCAAAUCUACCCUGUCCAAAUUCAUAGAUCCAAAAGACUUCCCCAAGAAGUACGGCGGCGAACUCGAGUGGAACUGGGGUGAUAUUCCUCAUUUGGAUGACGAGACGCGCACAGCCCUGGAAAGAGAUGGAAAUAAGGGUUGGGUCAAAGGCCCCAAUCUGUGGCUCGAUAAUCAAAGACUCUUGGUUGGCUCCGAGAAUGGCAAGCUCAGGAAACCGGACAGUGACGUUGAAGCCAAGUUACCCGUCGUCUAUGCCGCCGACUACACCGAGGUACCGGUCCAUGCGGAUCGCAAACUGUCCAAGGGAAGCUCUAAACAUGGCAAGAUAAAUGGAACUGCACAUCCACACCACCAGGCCAAAGCCGAAGCGGCGAAAGCUGCACCUGCGGCUGUCACUCAGGCAGACAUAAUAGCGGAAAGCACGGCGUCUGAGAGUAAGCAGGAACAACCAUCCUUAGAACCACAAGCACCAGCGCCCCAGCCUGUGAGUGAAGCGAAACCAAAAAAUAUUGAUCCAGAGGGCAAGAACUUGCGCACCGUCAUCGAUGGCUCCACUGUGCAGCUCCCAGACUUCCAACCUGCCCAGCCAGCCGUCACCGCAGAAUAUGUCUCAUCAAAGACCCUGACGCCCGUCGCUUCCAAGGCGGCCGUCGAAUCCGCCCCUGCCCUCUUCCCAUCACAACCCGAGCCGACCACAGCACCAUCACCAGCAGCAACAGAAACAGCCCAGACAACCUCAACAACAGAACCGCAUCCCCAUCCACCAUCUCUCCCACAAUCCGGUCCCGCCCCGAAACACGUCCUAGCCAUGAACGACGCCGUCACAGAAGCACUCUCCCAAGAAUCCGUCUCCGAAAUCCCCGCCACGGCUAACGGCCACGCCAGCCAUCCGGAGGUCCUCCUCGCCAGCGACCCGACCAAGGGCCUGGCCAUCGAGUCUGAGAAACUCGCGCGUCCCCCUAUCGAGCGGUUUGUCACUGCUGCCGAGGUGAAGUCAUGA